AUGUUUCUCCCUCGGCUACUUCGCAGCGCACGCGCGCCCUACCUCACCGCCCGAACAUUUGGCUUCGAAGCCUCGAGAUUACAGACCAGAGCAUUCGCUACAUCAUGGCAGAGGCGAAAUCUCUGGGCCGAUGAGGAGCUCAUGUCCAAGCUCCCGGGCAUUGACCCUUCAAAGCUCACCGUAACCGAAACUAUCACGCCUAAACAACUUGUGCCAAACCAGGACCUCGUUUUUGGGCGGACUUUCACAGACCACAUGCUCUCUAUCGAGUGGACCGCCUCUGAUGGGUGGCACUCUCCCCGCAUAACGCCCUACCAAAAUCUCUCGCUCGAUCCUGCCACUUGCGUCUUCCACUACGCCUUUGAGUGCUUCGAGGGCAUGAAGGCCUACAAGACUGCUCAAGGAGACCUACGCCUCUUCCGGCCUGACAAGAACAUGCAACGUCUGAACAAAUCCGGGGCGCGCAUCGCCCUUCCCACCUUCAACGGCGACGCCCUCACAUCCCUUAUCGGCACUCUGUGCAAGCUUGAUCAGCGUUUUAUUCCUUCAGAAAAGGGCUACUCUCUCUACCUUCGCCCUACACUUAUCGGUACGCAGCGCACUUUGGGCGUUGGUCCUCCCGGAUCGGCGCUCCUUUUUGUGAUCGCUUCUCCCGUCGGGCCUUAUUACCCAACGGGCUUCAAGGCCAUCAGCCUCGAAGCCACCGACUACGCCGUGCGGGCCUGGCCCGGCGGCGUGGGCGACAAGAAGCUCGGCGCCAACUAUGCGCCGUGCAUCCUGCCGCAGCUGAGAGCCGCAAAGAAGGGCCUGCAUCAGAACCUUUGGCUCUUUGGCCCCGAGGAAUAUAUAACCGAGGUCGGCACCAUGAAUCUCUUCAUUGCCAUGAAGGACAAAGAGACUGGUCAGCCUCAGCUUCUCACUGCGCCCCUCGACGGCACCAUUCUUGAGGGUGUCACGCGCGAUAGCGUGCUCGGACUCGCCCGUGAGCGCCUUGUUCCAGAGGGAUGGAAGGUCGAGGAGCGGUACGUGAGAAUGCAGGAGCUCGCCGAUGCUCAAGCAGACGGCCGGCUGCUAGAGGUAUUCGGCGCAGGCACGGCCGCGAUCGUGGCGCCUGUGCGUAAGGUCAGCUGGAAGGAUCGCAUGAUAGACUGCGGACUCAAAGAGACCGAGGAGGCAGGCGAGGUGGCUAUGCGCAUGAAGAACUGGAUUGAGGGUAUUCAGUAUGGAGACGAGGAGCACGAAUGGAGUAUCAAGGUCUAG
Molecule: messenger RNA, 1260 nt
Organism: Cyphellophora europaea CBS 101466
Lineage: Eukaryota; Fungi; Ascomycota; Eurotiomycetes; Chaetothyriales; Cyphellophoraceae
Product: branched-chain amino acid aminotransferase
Exons: 1
Coding region: 1-1260 (419 amino acids)
Biological process (GO): L-valine biosynthetic process; L-leucine biosynthetic process
Cellular component (GO): mitochondrion
Molecular function (GO): branched-chain-amino-acid:2-oxoglutarate transaminase activity
Source: RefSeq, a predicted model, not a curated record